Messenger RNA from Aphanomyces invadans, 1624 nucleotides. Its product is annotated as CAMK protein kinase. Gene Ontology annotation, biological process: protein phosphorylation. The record is from RefSeq and is a predicted model, not a curated record. The transcript has a single exon. Gene Ontology annotation, molecular function: protein kinase activity; ATP binding. Lineage: Eukaryota; Oomycota; Saprolegniomycetes; Saprolegniales; Verrucalvaceae. The coding region runs from base 13 to 1500 and encodes 495 amino acids.
AACGCGGCCGCCAUGCGAGUGUUGAACGACCAGUACGCCGUCAUGCAGACACUCGGGAGCGGCCUCCAGGGGAAGGUAAAGCUCGGUGUGGACUUGAAGACGAAUGAACACGUGGCCCUGAAACUGAUCAAAUCGUCGAAGCUCACGCAGAAGGCGAUCCUGAACUUGUACCGUGAAAUUCAAGCGAUGAAGCUUGUCCAGCACCCAAACGUGAUGCGCCUCCUUGCCGUGGCCAAAGACGUUGAAUACCCCAAGAAGAAGGGCGGAUCAGAAAAAGUCGUGCUUGUCGUCCUCGAACUCGCCACGGGUGGUGAACUGUUUGACUUUAUGAUGUUUACAGGACACUUCUCGGAAGAGAUUGCGCGCACGUACUUUCGGCAGUUGGUGAGUGGACUCCACGCGUGCCACGUGCAGGGAGUGUACCACCGUGACAUCAAGCCGGAAAACUUGUUGCUCGAUAAGGACUUUCAGCUCCGCAUUGCCGACUUUGGGCUGUCUGCGAUCUCGGAAGAUUUGUCCGUGGCCGACGAUUUGACUACGCAGUGCGGGACCCGUGCCUACAUGAGUCCAGAGAUUAUUGCCGGCACACCGUAUGAAGGAUCCCCCGCCGAUGUGUGGAGCGCCGGUGUCGUGCUGUUCAUCCUGCUUGCUGGGUUUCCGCCGUUCCAAAUUGCAACGCGCCAAGACUGGUGGUUCCGUGCGUGUGCUAUGCAGCAAUACCAAGCGUUCUGGGCCGCCCAUUCCCGAACGGCUGUGUUUUCCCCCAUGGCGAUGGACCUGCUCACACGCAUCUUUGACGUGAACCCGGCAACGCGCAUCACUUUGCAAGAGAUCUGGCAACAUCCGUGGAUGCAUGAGCCUGUGCUGUCGGACGCCGCAAUGACCAAGGAGCUAAUGGCCCGAAAGGAAAAGGUCACUCAAGAAAAGGUGCGAGCUCAGAAAGCCAAGGAAGCAAAAGCAGCGGCGUCGGCCCAAACGACAUUCAACCCGUUCGACCGAAACACGCAUCGCUCCAUCAGCAUGCCCCCGUCCGCUUCGUCCCUCCAUUCCGCUGACAUGUUCCUCCCCACGAUUCAAUCCUGCGGCAUCCCAGCCUACACAACCCUUCGAUGCUUUGCGUCCUCGGCCGCCGACUUACUGCAGCGCCUGCACGCAUCGUUCGACACGGCCGGGCUGAAGUACGUGUGGACCGACUCGCUCGCGACGCCAUCUGAAAACGUCAAAGCUAAAGCUCAAAUCUCGACCUCGUCCGGACGGGUGGAUGUGAUGCUCCGACUCCACCCUGUGGAAUAUGCCGACGGGCUGUUCCUCGUCGAAGUGCGCCGACGAGGCGGCGACUUGUUUGCGUUCCGCCAUGUCUUCGACUUGGUCAGUGCAGAUCUGCAAGACAUCUUGGCCGAUGACGCGGCACCACCUGCAAAGGUGGCGCUGCCUCCUGCGGCGGCCGGUGACGACGACGAGGUCGAAGAGCUUAUUUCGGACGAAGCGUUGAUGAUAUAGAUGCCCUAUGUUUUUGUGCUAUUCUUUGAGUGUGCCGACUGACGUACCCAUCUGACGUCACAUGCUGCCCUCGCCUGACAAUGUCGACUCUACGUCGUGCGCUCAGCAGGUCGGCGUGGUGGAC